This is a messenger RNA of Rhodamnia argentea, 1272 nucleotides long. Its product is annotated as reticulon-like protein B11. The coding region runs from base 90 to 710 and encodes 206 amino acids. Lineage: Eukaryota; Viridiplantae; Streptophyta; Magnoliopsida; Myrtales; Myrtaceae. The record is from RefSeq and is a predicted model, not a curated record. The transcript has 6 exons.
CAUUUUCUCCUCUUUUCCCUGGGAAACUUUUUCUCGAGAAAAUCACUGUCAAUCUGCGAGGGCGCGAGCGCUAGACCCUGAAGAUCGCCAUGGGAGACUCUCAUCAACCUCGUCGUCUCUCUGUCCAUCAAGCCCUUGGUGGUGGCUGUGUUGCUGAUUUGCUUCUGUGGAAGAAAUGGACCAGAGGAGUUACGUUUCUAGUCAGUGCCACCGCGCUUUGGUUCAUCUUCGAGAGAGCCGGUUACAAUGUCCUCUCGUUUGUGGCCACUGUGCUGUUGCUUCUUGUUGCAAUCCUCUUCUUGUGGGCUAAAUCGGCAUCUCUUCUUAACCGAGCAUUGCCUCCUCUUCCUGACUUGAAGAUUUCUGAACAAGCAGUUGUUAAAAUUGCGAAUGUGAUGCGAGAGUGGGUGAACUACACAUUGUCUAUCGCAUAUGACCUAACAGUUGGUCGAAACUUGAAACUGUUCCUUCAGGUAGCUCUUGGCUUAUGGUUAAUCUCUUACAUUGGCAGUCUCUUCAACUUCGUUACUUUGGUUUAUAUUGGGGUCAUUCUUUCUCUGACAGUUCCCCUUUUGUAUGACAAAUACCAAGAGAUUAUUGAUGAAAAAUUGCAUAUAGCUCAUAAAGCUAUUCAAGCACUGUCACUGCGAAUUGAUAAGGUCUUGAGCAAGAUUCCUUUGGCUUCAAACAAGGAAAAGAAGAUUCAAUAGAAUUUGCAAUCAUCGCAGGCUCAUUUUUUUUUUACUCGACUUUGAAAUAUGUGCGAAGAUUUACUUCUGCUGCAGGUCGGCCAAUAUAAAAACGGGAUUGGAGGAUUGUAAAGGGCUUGUUGACAUAGGAAGAAUUGGCCUUUUAUUGAUCUAUGAUGAAGCUGGACAGUAGAGCAAUGGUAAAUAUUCUGACCGGAAAUUAGUAGCAUGGUGUGCCAGUGCUGGAAUGACAGCAUUAGGUUUUAGAUCUCGUAAUUCUAGGUUUUUCGAUCUGCAUUGUUUCACUUCCCCAUUGUGAAAAGCCAUGGACUCAUUUCCUGCUUUGCUGAUUUUACCCUCACCUCAGUAGUAGUCAACGCCUCUCUUUUGGGGUAGGAAAGUCAUAGGAGACAACUUUGCCUUUUCUUAUUUUAACUCAAAAAUAGGAAUGGAGCUUCUUCUGGCCAUAUUCACUCUGUUUGUGGGUGGUCUUUCUGAUAAUGCUGUUGCUAUAGUGCAAGGCCUUUUCUGAUAUCUAUAGAAGUCUAUGGUUCCUAUGUAUGAAGUUUUGAACAAGUUUUUA